CUUGUUUGGGUAGCACUCCUCACAGGCCGUUUGGUGUAUGCUUUUUGUUGUUGCUGAGAUGAAACUGCCCAAACUCUGAAAGGCAGGUAUCUGGCUCCAUAGCGGCGGCAAGCACAAACAAUUUUGCAAACGCCAUGAUACCAAAGAAGAAGAAGUCGUAGUAGUACCCGGAUGGAGCUGUCAUGGCCGCCGUCGCUGAGCUGCAAGGCUGAAGAGAAAAGGAAGGUAAAUUCAUCAACGGUUGCGGAGCCCAUCCCCACAUCACCAACCCUGAGGGAGAAGACAGAACAUUCAUGUAAAGGCUUCCUUGGAAGGGGUAAAGGCCCAGUCGCACACAGGUGACUCAUACAUCUUUACUUUUCCAGGAUUUUCAUGACUGUACAAACCUUGUUUGCUGACCCAAGACUUGCUAUAACUGGGAGCCUGUAUAUUGAAGCAUGGAAGAGAACCUGAUGACACAGGAUGAUCCCGCUGAAAGCCAUGAUGACAUCAUGGAGGCUGAGGAAGAAAAGGAAUCCACAAAGGACCACACAGACCAGAUGGCAGGUCAAACUUCUGUGUUGCCAUGUAGUGACCAAUGUGACCCCGAUGAAACAUCUGAAGAGUCGGGUAGUUACAAGACAGACAGAAAAGCAUCUAUGAAGUCCCCAUGUAAAAUACAGCAGGGUGCAGUCUUCUCUGGGAAAAUACUUAGCUUUGGGUGUUCAGAGUGUAAGGGUGAAGCUACCUACAGCCCCAAUGACCUCCUCAAACAUUUUCAGGUGGCCCACAAGGGAACCCUGCCGACGUAUCCAUGUGACUUGUGUGGCUUUGCCACAAAUGAGUUCCCUGCACUUCAGCGCCAUCGGAUUGGGCACAGGAACACUUUAGUCACAUGCGAGAUCUGUAAUGAUGAUGUACAGUACUCUCUCCUCCUGCUCACUAGACACUAUAUCAUGUCUCACAGCCAGAAUGGCCACUUUCACUGUGAAAAAUGUGAAUUUUCAACAGUUGACGCAGGAACAUUUGUGCAGCACAUCCAUCAUCACAAUGAGAGCCAGCUCAAAUGUAUGAAAUGUCAACAUGUGAGCUCUAACCGAAGUGAGCACCAGAGGCACCUAAAACUCUACUCGGGUACCUUCCCCCUCACGUGUCUGGUCUGUGGAUAUGGGGCAGCACGGAGAGAAUACCUCACAAAGCACAUGGUAACUGUCCAUGGUGAGGAGGCAGACAAUAAAAAUGUAUGGAGAGCAACGGAGGACAGCAACAAUACCCUGGUAAACUCCUCUCCAGGAUUAAAACUCCUGCUGAAGAAAAGUCUUGCUGCAGGUGGUCAAUCAAAGGAAUCCCAGUGGAUGUCAAAACUGAAUUCUCUUCCUGGAGUGGGUUUACAUAACCAAAAUGGAAGGGUGCUGAAACCAGAGAAAACAUUGGAGGAAUCCCAACAGUUUCAUGAAAGGGCUGUAGGCGUGAAAAAGGACAGUAAGAAAUGGUUCAAAGGUGCUCUUAAGAAUGAGCAACAAAUUGACUCCCAGGCUGUAUCAUCUAUACCACCACCAAAGACCCAGGAAGGUUUUGACAGUUAUGGGGCUGACGCCCUAAACCCCAACAACUCCAAUGGACUAACUGUUCUCAUGGUCAAAAAUAAAAUCUCUAUUCCACCUAACUGUACUACAAAAGUCAUGGGCUUCAAGAUGGUUGACGGUAAAAAGCAUUUAGUUCUCAAAGUUAUACCAACAGCAAAGCCAGAGUUCUCUGCAGAAAAUGAAAUUUUAUCUACAGAGCAAGAAGUGGACUGCCCAUUGAUAGGCACUACCUCUGAUGGAAGUAAAUGCUCAGACAUGGCUGAAAAUGGGGAAAAUACUAGCUCCCCUUACUUGGCUGUUCUAAGCCCCUCAGGGACUGAUACCGAUGCUGCAAUUUCAGUACAAGUGAAGCCAGAGGAAGAGGACGUUAGCAUUGAGGAGACAUUGCCCAAACUGGAGAAACUAGCACAGAAAGCAAAACACACAGUGGAGCAGAGGAUUGAUAAACAACAUACGUUUAAGGGUGACCAGAUUCCUUCCUUGGCAGUUUCUCCAAUGACUAAAGAGUCAGAUCACUCCACGAUUGAGAACGGUAAACUGAGUAACAAUACAGCAGACAAAAUGUCUGCUUAUUCAAGCCCUAAUGUGACUGCUGUGGAGCUCCUUCCAGUCAAAAUACUCACACAUAAUACCAUGCCUUCUGAAUCAGCUUAUGAGACCAUGCUUCCCAAACCAGUUUCUGAAGAGACAAUCAACAUGCUUGGAGUUGGUGACAUGAGUACAGCUACUGCUGAUAAGAUCAGUGACCCCAUUAAUGGAAAUUCGUCUCGGCCCAAAGGAGAGACAUUACCCUCCAACGACAAACCUAAGACUCCCUCAGAACCCAUGACUGAUGACAUCCAACCUUCUAAUGAUACUGCUGAGAAGACUCAUUCGGUUAUCAAGGAGAUGGAUCCUUCUGAUUCUACGUCCGAUAAGAUUAAUUCCAGUGUGGCUACUAAAUCUGAAACUUUAUCGCCAGAUCUGACAGCCCAACUGGAGUCACACCCAGCUGACUUUGUCAACUCCAGAGAGACCGAUAUUAAUGCUGAAAAUAAGAAUUCUCCUAACCAAGAGUUGUUUAGUUUUCAUAAUUACUCAAAGGAAACAUCAAGCAUUUCCUCCAACUCAGCACAACCUUGUAAAAAUCCAUCAGAGCUUUCGACAGAGGAUGAAAGUGUUUGGAUGAAAGAAUGGAGUUUGACAUUGGCUGCGUCCCCACAACCUCCAGAUGAGGGGUCUGGAAAUGGGGAAGCGGAGACAGAGAAUGUAAUGGAACGCGUGUCAGACCGUGGCGUUGAGGUCGACGAGUGCAUAGCUACUGUAGAGGAUCUGGCCACCCCAGUGGAAACUGAGAAGGCAAAUCAUGGACACUCUGGGUCUACACACCAGGUCCAACCUACUGUAAAAAUGGAGGAGUGUGUUCCUUUGUUGGAAAGGGCAACAGGGAGCAUGAGUAGUUUGGCUGUCUUGGGUCGCAUACUGGAGGAGCAUUCGGAUGCUAUCAUUAGCCACCAGCUUGAAAAAGAUAGAAUAGGCUGCUCAGCUGCCAGCCACGAUUCUGUCAAGCCACCUACGACUAUGCUAAGGAUCCUUAAAACAGCAGAGGGAAAGCAGCAGAUGUUGUUACAGACUGCAAAGAACCGGUAUGCUGUACCUGUGCAGCUCCAAGGCAACCCAGGGUUCAAGCUGAUAACCAAAUCUACUCCUCAUAUCAAUGUGUCCUAUGUUAAGCCAGGAAUUGAAAGACAGAAUAAAACCACAGGGCUGGCACUCACCCUCAAUGGAGGAAGUUUCAGCAUUCUAGGACAGACUGUAGGUGCUAGUGAAAAAUGUGCUAUGCUGUUGUCUACUGUUCAGCCUGGAUCUAGCACUAGUGCAAGCCACUACCUAGUCAACAGCACAGCUCUUAAAGGUCCUCUUGUCUUGUCAGGUGCAGCACAUAGUUCUACUGGGGAAAAUACCAUAAAGUCACCGCAGACUAGUUACUUAGUCCAGAGGCCAGUCCCUGUAGGUCAGGCCCCCCACAAUGCUGGUAGCAAAUUGGCACGCUUAAGCUCUCAGUCUCCACUUUUGUCCCGUCCAGUUCUGGCAAAGUCUGCAAACUCAGUGAACAGAUCCACUGCAUUGCACACUGGGCAACAAGCCUUCUUGGUUAGGUAUAUCUCUACCGCUAAGUCAGGGAUGCUUAUGAAUAGUCCUGAUGGGAAGUCUGUGAACCAGAAAGGUCAACCUAAUGAAAGUAGGGGAAAUAAAGUUGUAUAUAAGAUAGUCAGAACUGCCAAUGGUAGCGCGUUCCUUUCUGGUGGUGCACAUUCCUCAGCCAACAAGCCCAUUUAUCUGGCCACAAAUUCCACACAGAUGCCAUGUUUUCUGAUGUCAUCUAAUAAAGUCUCAUCCGGAGUGAAAAAACUGAUAUCCAUACAAAAUGCCUCACACAACCCUGUCACGGCCUCACAGCUCUCAAAUCUUCUUUCCCCCCAAUCCAACUUGCAAGGUAGGGUCAGGCAGAUAACGGACGUAGGUCUGAAUAAAUCCCCCCUUGACCCAAGGCCAGGUCGCCAGCUAAGUCAAAGGAAGAGGCGCAGGAAAGCAUUGUGUGAUGAACUCCCAGAGCACUUGACUAAAGCAAGGAGGCUCUCGAGCAAGGCGGUAACUGAAAAAGGGUCUCCCUUGCUCUGGGAGCCUGUACCCAAAGAUGCAGAGAGGACACUGAGACUGUAUCCAUUAAGUUCACUACAAGAGAUUAAGUGCCCUCGCCGAAAUCAGCCGGUAGUUGUUCUCAACCAUCCUGAUACAGACAUUCCUGAAGUGUCCAGUAUCAUGAGGUCCGUCAACAGGUACAAAGGUGCUGUUUCCAAGGUGGUACUGUCUCAAAACACAGUUCAAGCUUUGGCUGAACUCUGCCCAGCCGGACUUCUGGGGAAAUGCUCCAAGGCUAAAUGUCCCUCGUCACAAAGCAGUGGCUCCAGACUUAAGACUUCAAAAAGCAGAGUCCGAGAGCGAUUUCUGUUGAAACUUAAGUUUAGAAAGUCUAGCAGGAAAAAGUAUGAGGUGGUGAAGUCCUCAUUUAGAGCUACAGAGAGGUCAUCAAUGUUCGCCUGCUGGUUUUGUGGUCGACUCUUCAAGAACCAAGAGGAGUGGAUUGGCCACGGCCAGCGGCAUCUCAUGGAGGCGACCAGAGACUGGAAUAAGCUGUUUUAAAGCUGUUACAAAGCCCCUGGAUUGGCCCACAUACCGUCCUAUAGAGUGGAACAAAUGGAGAGGUUAAAGCAUUUUAAAAAUUACUUAUCAGUAUACUUUAUUCUUAUAACGGUGUAUAUUCCCAGAAAUGCCCGAGUAGCUAUGAUUGAAUCACGGUUUUUGAGGUUGUUGAUGUGUGGUGUAAGCUGAAACACGUGCCAGUCGAGUUUGGACACACCUACUCAUCUAAAUUGUACAAUAAUAGGGAAGACAUCAAAACGAUGAAAAAACACAUGGAAUCAUGUAGUAACCAAAAACGUGUUAAAACAAAUCAAAAUAUAUUUUAUAUUUGAGAUUCUUCAAAGUAGCCACCCUUUGGCUUGAUGAUAGCUUUGCUCUCUCUUGGCAUUCUCUCAACCAUCUUAACCUGAAAUGCUUUUUCCAACAGUCUUUAAGGACUUCCCACAUAGGCUGAGCACUUGUUGGCUGCUUUUCAUUCACUAUGUGGUCCAACUCAUCACAAAUUAUCUCAAUAGGAGGCCAGGUCAUCUGAUGCAGCACUCCAUCCUUCUUGGUCAAAUAGCCCUUACACAGCCUGGAGGUGUGUUGGGUCAUGGUCCUAUUGAAAAACAAAUGACAGUCCCACUAAGUGCAAACCAUGCUGGUUUUGUGCAUUGAAUUCUAAAUAAAUCACUGACAGUGUCACCAGCAAAGCGCCGUCACACCACCACCUCCAUGCUUCACGGUGGGAACCCCACAUGUGAACAUCAUCCGUUCACCUGCUCUGCGUCUCACAAAGACACGGCAGUUGGAACCAAUCAUCUCAAAUUUGGACUCAUCAGACUAUGGACAUAUUUCCCCCAGUCCAUUACUUGUGUUUCUUAAAAGAUUAAAUUGAUGUUAAUCCAGCCGCUUUGUCAGAUUUUAAAAAGGCUUUACGGCAAAAGCAUGCCAUUAUCUGAGGACAGCGCCCAGCAUACAAAAGCAUUAAAACAUUUUCCAAACCGGCAGAGGCGUCACGAAAGUCAGAAAUAGCGAUAAAAUAAACAAUUUACCUUUGAAGAUCUUCCUCUGUUUGCAAUCCCAAGGGACCAUAACAAAUGGUAAUUUUGUUUGAAAUAGUCAGUUUAGUUGGCGCUCUUGAUUCAGUAAUCCACCUGUUUCACUCGUUGAAAAUGCAUACAAAGUAAUACCAAAAGUUACCAAUAAACUUCAUCCAAACAAGUCAAACAACGUUUCUAAUUAGUCCUCCGGUACCCUAAUAUUUAAAUAAACAAUACAAUUUAAGAUGGAGAAUAGUGUGUUCAAUACCGGAGAUAAAUAAUGAAGUGCGUGCCCUCAUCCCCGCGUGCCACAAGACUACAGUCAAAAUGAGAGCCACCUUGAAAAACUACAAAUUCUAGCUAAUUUAAAUAAACAAGCCUGAAACCCUUUCUAAAGACUGUUGACAUCUAGUGGAAGCCAUAGGAACUGCAAUCUGGGAGGAUUUCCUUUGAGUUUCCCAUAAACAAGCAUUUUCAAUGGUGACCUAAAAAAAUAAUUCCAGGUGGGUUUUCGACCUGCCAUAUCAGUUCUGUUAUACUCAGACAUUAUUUUAACAGUUUUAGAAACUUCAGAUUGUCUAUCCAAUACUACCAAUUAUAUGCAUAUCCUAGCUUCUGGACCUGAGUAACAGGCAGUUUACUUUCAGCACGUCAGUCAUCCAAUCUUCCGAAUGCUGCCCCCGAGCUCUAAGGGAAGGAAUUCCACAAAUUAACUUAAGGCACACCUGUUAAUUGAAAUGCAUUCCAUGUGACUACCUCAUGAAGCUGGUUGAGAGAAUGCCAAGAGUGUGCUGUCAUCAAGGCGAACGUUGACUACUUUGAAUAAUCUCAAAUAUGAAAUACAUAUAUGAAAUACAUAUAUUUAUUUAUUUGUUUUAAUACUAUUUGUUUUAACACUUUUUGUUGGUUACUACAUGAUGAUUUCAUGGUUUUGAUGUCAGAACUAUUAUUCUACAGUGUAGAAUUUAGUAAAAAAAUAAAGAAAAACCCUGGAAUGAGUAGGUUUGUACAAACCUUUGACUGGUACCAAAUGUGGUUUGUGUAUAAUAUAAGAAUAUAUACAUAUGACUUAACCCUUUACACUCGUGGGAAUUGGCCAAUAUGGAUAGGGCUAAAUUUAAAUGUUUCUUAUUUCUUCUAUAUGAAAAUGCAUAACUAUAGUAGCAAUUGAAAGGGAACAGUUUGACGAUCAUGGGAACAUUAUUAGACCAAAGGUGAGGACAACGGUUCACCUGACAGUCCACUGUUGAGUUUAUGUGCAUUUUACAUUUACUUUCUCUGCAUUUGUUGAUAAUAAAAUCAGAAAAUACUCUGGAAAAUACAUUCAAUAACAUAAGAAUUUUCCUGGAAAAUGUGGGGUUGGUGCAAAAUAAGACAAAGAAGUUAGAGGACUAACUGUUGUCUCCAAGUGGCCACACAACUCUCCAGAGUGUGCACAGUUCCUAAGUAAUUUCAAUACACUUCAACUAUAAAGGUGCUUUUUUGAGCUCCGCCUAACUGUGCCAUUGAGGAAUUAGAGCAAGCACACUUUUAGUUGUUUUGUUUAGAACACAACCCUAUCUUCCUGCAAUUGCACAAUUACUGUUGUUUACUCAAUCCAAAAACGGUCCAUUAUAAAUCGUGAUCUGGGUCAGGUGGGCAUCAUUUGAAAGCUUGUUCUAUUGCCAGCAUGACUAGCUUAGUUAUACAAUAUUGAAGUGUUGGGUUUUCACAAUGCAAUUCAGGGAAACCGAUCACAACGUCUUGUUGCGUGAGGUGCUCAAGUUCAGUACUGCUAUCAGUCAAAACCCAUACAGAGCUGUGAAUAUCGCAGAGCCAGAGCUCUGACGUCAUGUAUAACAUGUUACUGUACAGCCACUGCCUUUCAAUAUAGGUGUUUAUCAGUGCCCAAAUCUGCCAUUUUAACCCGUAUACAGGUACGAGUGUAAAGGGCUCCACUCUCAUAUGUAUGUACAGAUGGAAUUGAACUGUGAAGACUGGGCACACUGUAAUAGAGCAUAUUUGAGAGAGCACUGGUUUUAAAGGAGGGGGACAUUGUUGAUUACUUAUUUUUGUAUUCAGAAAUACACCAAAUUACUCAGGUGAUUUCAUAUUCUCUGAUUCAACUAAUCUGGUUUGUAACAUAAGCUAUUCUUUUAACAUUUAUCUGCUUUUCAUAGGUUUUAGAGAGCAUUGUGGGGUAAUUGUUUCCUUUUAUUUAUUCCCUGUAUUACUUCCAUUCGUAAGGUCAGAACUUAAUUUGUAUACCUGAAAUCCAAGCAUUUUGUUUUUCAUGUUCUCUUCAGUUUUUAAAGUUUUGUUUUACUAGUAUACAAAUAGGCUAAAUGUUUUUUGUAGCAGAUAGUGACUUCAGAAAGUAUUCACACCCUUUGACUUUUUUCACAUUUUUUUUAAUGUUAGACAGAAUUUAAAAUGGAUUACAUUUAGAUUUUUUUUACUAAUUAAUUGAAAAUGAAAAGCUGAGAUGUCUUGAGUCAAUAAAUAUUCAUCCCCUUGAUGGCAAGUCUCUAAGUUCAGAAGUAGAAAUGUGCUUAAGUCACAUAAGUGCAAUAGUUAACAAAAUAUAUAUGUAAUGACCUCAUCUCUGUAUCCCACACAUACAAUUAUCUGUAAGGACCCUCAGUCGAGUGUUGAAUUUCAAACACAGAUUUAACCACAAAGACCAGGGAACUUUUCCAAGGCCUCGCAAAGAACGGUACCUAUUGAUAGAUUGAUAAAAAUAAUAAAAUCAGACAUUGUAUAUCCCAUGGUGAAGUUAUUAAUUACACUUUGGAUAUUGUAUCAAUCACUACAAAGAUAGAGGAGUUUUUACUAAGUUGCCGGAGAGAAAACUGCUCAGGGAUUUCACCAUGGGGCCAAUGAUGACUUUCAAACAGUUACAGAAUUUAAUGGCUGUUAGAACUGAUGGAUUGACAACGUUGUAGUUACUCCACAAUGCUAAACUAGUUUACGGAGUUAAAAGAAGGAAGACUGAACAGAAUAAAAAUAUUCUAAAUCAUGCAUCAUGUUUGCAACAAACUAAAGUAAUACUGCAAAAUGUGGCAACGCAAUUCCCUUUUUUGUCCUGAAUACCAAGUAUAGUGUUUUAUUGGAUUUGCCCAAAACAUAUUACCACUCUCCAUAUUUUCAAGCAUAGUGGUGGCUGCAUCAUGUUAUGGCUAUGCUUGUCAUCAUUAAGGACUGGUGAGUUUUUCUGGAUAAAAAAAGAAACGGAAUGGAGCUAAGCACAGGCACAAUACUAGAGGAAAGCCUGGGUGUUUGCUUUCCAUCAGACACUGUGAGAUUAAAUUCACAGUUCAGCAGGACAAUGAUGUAAAACACACGGCCAAAUCUAGUGGCAGAGUUUUGACUUAAAUCUGCUUGAAAAUCUAGGCUAGACCUAAAAAGGGUUUAGCAAGGAUCAACAACCAAUUUUUCUUGGUUAAGGGCUUGUAAGUAAGCAUUUAAUUUUAAGGUCUACGUGUUGUCUUUGGUGCAUUUGACAAAUACAAUUUGGUUUAAAUUUGGCAUUUUGAAGAAUUUUGUAAAGAAUAAUGGGCAAAUGUUGCACAAUCCAGGGUUGGAAAGCUCUUAGAGAUGUAUCCAGAAAGACUUGCAUCUGUAAUCACUGUCAACGGUGAUUGUAACAUGUUUGAGAAGUUGUAAACCUUUUUUUUUUUUUUUUACUUUGACAUUUAGACUUUUGUGUAGAUUGUUGACAAAAGAAGGACAAUUUGAAUCCAUUUAUAUCCCACUUUGUAACAACACAUGUGGAAAAGUCAAGGGGUGUGAAUAAAUUCUGAAGACACUGUACAUACAUUCUGGUUUGUCUCACUGUUUUACCCAUUUCUGGGGUGACAUAAAUGUUUUAGUUUAUUUUACUGCAACACAAUGCCAUUGUCUAAUUUCUUAAUUUUCAGUGUUUGACUUUAUUACUGAUCACAUACUUAUGUUGAGUUUCUCUCUUAACAGUUUUUUUUGUUUGUUUUUCCACAUCCAUGUUCAGUAUGAAAUAAUAACUCAGCUGAUCAGUUAAUGCAUGAGUGAUACUUUACGAUAAAUUGAAAUUGAGAAAACAUAAUUUGAGUAAGAUCUCACUAUAUGGGGAUUCACACUAGCGGAUUUACUAACGGAAGUACCAAUCGCAAUGUCUGUUGGUGGCGAAUGAGGUGAGCACCUCUCCCCUUCAUGAGACGCCACUCACCCGCUUCUGGUCUUUCUUAAGCGUGCCUCUUGCGAGCAGAGAGGUAUCUCACCCAUUUGAUCAUAGAACCAGGCUUAUGCAAGUAACUGUUUCAGGACAUCUCUUUUACAAGAGAUUUACGAUGCUGCGUGUUGGGCCACCCCACAUGAGGUUUUACCGGUGGCCCAACCAACAUCCAGCAUCUCAAAUCUCUUUAUAAGAGAUGCCCUUAAACAGUGCCAACGAUGUAUGCGCCUUCAAACCCUUGAGGGGCUGCAAAUCUCUGCUAUUAUAAGCUAAUAUAAUAGUGUCCACUAUCCAAUAGGGAUAGCUUUUGAUGAGAUCGGGGCCCUCCCUUGCAGGUGUACGCCCAGGGAAUACAGUUGGUCACCCUUUUCCUAUGCUCUCGAUCAAUUCAAGUAUAUGAGCAAAGCACGUACCGGGCACAAACUGUGGAGACACUACUUCCGUAGAGGUGAAUGACGGCGGGUGGAAAGCCAUAAGCUCUUAGGCUAGACAAUUGUAAUUGUCGCUGACCUUUAUGAAAGUGGGGUUGAGUAACAGUAUUACCUUGGAUAACCCUCGGGCAAACUGUAGGCACGAAUGGUGAACUGAUGAUGCAUGUAGCUCACUCACUCGUUUUUUUGGAUGCAAGGACAAUCAGUAAAGCAGUUUUGAGGGAGAGAUAUUUCAUCUCCACGUGUUCCAGCAGCUCAAAAGGCUGCCUCAAGCACAAUAGACUGGUCCCAAAGCGGAGCUAAUGGCUUGGAGACGGGGCGUAACCAAUACGCUCCCUUCAUAAAUCGACAUAAGAGGAUGUUUUCCUUACUGUGUUACUGUCGAAGCCUGUAUGACAGGCCGAGAUGGCUGCUAAAUAUACAAACUGGUCGCACCACUUCUCAAAAACAAGAGUCAAGCCUGUUGUAUUCAGAUUUAUCCUCUCACGGGCCAGUCCCAGAGGACGAUGGGCUAGGUGGAGAUCAAGUGUGUCAGUAGAUCCUUGCAUAACAGUAUCUGCCAGGGCUCACCGUAAAGCAGGAGCGUGAUCUCUGCUAAUCAGAGCUUGCCUGGCCAUCAAGAUGAGGGAUAAGCGUUCUUUAGCUCAUGGCAUGGGCUAACCAAGUCUCGAUAGCUAGCCUGUGACACACUACCACCGGUGACUGAGGAGUAGAAAAUAAAUUCUACUCGAGGCAAAACUACUUUCAGUGAAUACUCAACACAUCCGACAGGAUUUGGGGACCUACGUUCAGCAGCGUCAACCUUGCAGUUCACCAGAGAACAGUUCAUUAGGAAGACUGAAAUCUUGAGGAGAGCUUAAAGAGUUAUAGAGAACUCUUCACAAGGAAAAGCGGUGUGAAUGACCAGAGGCGGGUUGAGUAGUGUCUUAUGAAGGAGGAGAGGGACUCACCUCAUUCGUGGGAUACUGUAUGAAAUGACAUUUCAAAUAGAACAGCUAACUUAAAUAACCAACACAACCUUAUUUUUGUCUUUGCCCUUGCAACACUGCGCUAUGCGCCAGCCGGCGCAACGGGGAUGAGUGAGUGACUGGCAUCGCAAAGCCACCUGAGUUUUCCAGCCUGGUCAUUAUGUCUUUGUUGUAGGUGCAUUUGCAAUGAAAAUUAAUAUCAGUGUUGACAUAAAACAAUCACUGGAAUCAAGCAGUUUAUGCAACUGUCAGUUAAAAAUAUAUAUAUAUAUUCAUGACAAUUGCGGGGUGACUGAAUUUAAUUUGCAUUGUAUUCUGUUAGUUUUUCUCCAGUGGGUCUAUGAUGUGAAAAUGCAGGCUCUUACUUUUAUGUGCAUUGGCUGUUUCGUCGAUUUCGGAUUCGUGCUGUAUAUGGGGUUCGUGAAGGUUUUUAGUGGUACAAGUUGGACGUUCUAAUGAGUAAUGUACAUUUUCCACAUUUAGUACUAUUUUUAAUGGGCAGACAAAUCUGUUCCCCAUGAUCAAAGCUUUAAUUGAAAGUUAAAUUGAAAGAGUAGUUCAAAAUGAAUAGGCCUACAAAAUAUAUUAUAUGGCUUCAUGAAAGACUGGUAAAACAGGACUACACUAGACCACAAAUAAGACAAAACCACAGUUUAAACAGCAACCACCAGUCUGCAAUGAAUGACACACUGCUACUCAUUUCAUUUGUAUUUCUUUUCAUAUGCUAAUUGAACACCUGUGAUUUCCAAUGUCCAAUAGAUUUCUUGUGUAAUAGUAGAGGGAGUUCUGUUAACACUUUUCUGAAGCAUCUGUACAAUUCAUUUGACAAAUUACACUUGACACAACAUUGUUCUCUUUCCAAUACCUCAUCAUUCGACAAACAAAUAAUGAUUCUCUUAGUUUUAUGAAAUUCUCCUCUGGAAAAAAAUUACAUUAUUUUGUUUUAAUAUCCCUGUCAGAAUAGUUGCCGGGUCUUUUUUACCUGAGAAUAAAAGUAAAAUGUUUUUACGCCAAGUGCCUCAAAUGUUGUGCACCAGGUUGACACAAAAUUGUACUGUAUUCACCUUGUGGUUCUAUCUUCUCAAAUAAAUGUAAAUACUUUGGAAAAUAAGCAAU
Oncorhynchus masou masou (cherry salmon) is the source of this 12474-nucleotide messenger RNA. Its product is annotated as zinc finger protein 518A-like. The transcript has 5 exons. The record is from RefSeq and is a predicted model, not a curated record. Lineage: Eukaryota; Metazoa; Chordata; Actinopteri; Salmoniformes; Salmonidae. The coding region runs from base 438 to 4748 and encodes 1436 amino acids.